Molecule: messenger RNA, 2050 nt
Organism: Chilo suppressalis (striped riceborer)
Lineage: Eukaryota; Metazoa; Arthropoda; Insecta; Lepidoptera; Crambidae
Source: the annotation of a GenBank genome assembly
GCUGCUGCUGGAUUUGCAUUUUGUUAAUAUUUCGUAUUUCCAUGUGAUAUCCUAUCCAUGACCGAAGUUUAUUUUCUCAUAGGCGUGCCAUAACCAAAAGACAAAUAAAUAACGAAAAACUAAUUACGUGAUAUAUAUUUUUCGGUAACUGGUGGAAAAUGGCACAGUUCAACUACCUAAAUGAAUUGAAGAGUUUGGCCACUUUGGAUGGACCUAUCACCCGUGGUCCGCUGCAGCGCUGGGUGAAAAAGACAAAUAAUGAGAACCACAAUCCAUCGAUGAGUACCUCUUUCAAAAACAUGUCUAACGUGAACAUCAGUACAUGUAACCAAUCUAUGCAGAAGUUAUCUAUUUCGGCGAAUCAAAGUUGUAAUAAUAGCGUUUUAUCUAGUAACAAUAUCGGUUUUAAAACUCCUACCAGAAAUGAGAAAAAGGGAAAGAAAUCUCCUUCCAAAAAUAAGAGUCCAGGUCGAUCAACUACACCCACCCCUAACAAAGCUUCAAAAACUCCAAAUAAAGCAGAUAGAUUUAUUCCAUCUCGAAGCAAUUCUAAUUAUGACUUGUGUCAUUACAUGAUGAGCCGAGAUGAUGACAAAGGUGAAGAUGUAGUGGCCCAAACAGCAGCCGGUGAAGCGAUCGGCAGAGCUCUCACUGAUACAGAACCUGGACGACUACUGCAGUACACUUGCAAGGCACCCGCUGCACCUGAGGGCUAUCAAAACAGACUUAGGGUUGUGUAUUCACAGGCAAAAGUUCCAUCAUCAGUGAAAAAUACCACACGGUACAUUCCACAAGCUCCAGACAGGAUUUUAGAUGCACCCGACAUUUUAGAUGACUAUUACCUGAACUUAGUAGACUGGAGUGCAUCCAACAUCUUGGCUGUAGCUUUGGGCAGCUCGGUUUACUUAUGGAAUGCGGGCACUGGCCAAAUAGAACAAUUGCUCACAUUGGAGGGUUCAGAGACAGUUUGUUCCGUGCAGUGGGUGCAAGGAGGCGGCUCGCAUUUGGCCGUGGGGACCUCUUCAGCCACAGUGGAACUCUGGGACUGUGAGAAAAUUAAGAGGUUGAGGGUAAUGGACGGCCACACGGGUCGCGUGGGCUCGCUCGCGUGGAACUUGCACAUUGUGUCGAGCGGCGCACGCGAUGGGAACAUCGUGCACCACGACGUGCGACAGAGACAGCACGCCGUCGGCACUAUUACUGCGCACUCGCAGGAGAUUUGUGGUUUGAAAUGGUCACCGGAUGGACGACACCUAGCGUCUGGUGGCAACGACAACCUCCUGAACAUCUGGCCGAUCGAGCAAGGGCAGCACUAUUCUCAACCGCAGUAUUUAUAUUCUUUCAAUCAACAUUUGGCCGCGGUCAAAGGUCUCGCCUGGUGUCCAUGGAGUGCCGGCAUAUUGGCCUCAGGCGGGGGAACGGCUGACAGAACUAUCCGCAUAUGGAAUAUCAACACUGGCGCAAAUUUAAACACAGUUGAUACUAAAUCACAGGUGUGCUCGAUCCAAUGGAGCACUCACUACAAAGAGUUGAUCUCCGGGCACGGAUACGCCAACAAUCAACUAGUAAUAUGGAAGUAUCCUCUAAUGACCCGAGUGGCGGAACUAACCGGCCACAUGGCUAGAGUGCUGCACCUCGCCCUAUCGCCAGAUGGCACCACUGUAUUAUCCGCAGGCGCUGAUGAAACAUUACGUCUAUGGAAAUGCUUUAUGUUGGACCCAGCCAAGAAGAAAGAACCCACCGAUUCAAAAGCAGCGAAAUCAUUAUUGAAUCUCAAUUCUUUAAUUAGAUAAUUCGAUUAAUUAUACAUGUAUUUAAUGUAAUCAUGUGUUAAAUGUACAAUGUCUGCAUGGGAACUGCAAACUUCUUGUAUGAUAAUAGUUCAGUUAUUUAGAACAUUUGACUGGAAGAAUAAUUACUUGCAUUAUUUAUGUAACAAACAGUAUACUGCUAGACAAAACGACUGAUGUGAUCUAUGGUACUUAGGGAUUUAGUUUACUUUAACCGUUAUGGUUGUUGAAUGACAAUUAGUUAGAUAUUUUUAUCUAAA